AUGGCACGCCAACAAGUUGUUGUUCUUGCUCUUGUUCUGUUGGCCACCGUGGGGUUGGCUUUCGCUGCUGACGCCCCCACCCCCGCCGCCGCCACCAAACCCGGCCUCCCAACCUUCAUUGGUGUGCCCUCGGCGGGACCAGUCCCAGACAAUAACGAUGUGGGAACCGUUGGUGGCUCCGGUGAUGGUGCUUCCAAGGCUCCUUCUCCCGGUGGUGCUACCGACAGCGUUGCCGCAGGCUCCGUUGGUGGACCUGUCUCUGCCUCAGCUUUUGGCUCCAUUGCCAGUGGUAAUGCCGAGGGUCCUAAACCUAGCGCUGCCACCGUUGCACAGCUCUCCGCCGGAGUAGCUGUUGCCGCUGGCGUCGCCGCCUCCUUAUUGUUCUAA
Malus domestica (apple) is the source of this 387-nucleotide messenger RNA. Its product is annotated as anther-specific protein BCP1. NCBI's taxonomy places the organism in Eukaryota, Viridiplantae, Streptophyta, Magnoliopsida, Rosales, Rosaceae. The record is from RefSeq and is a predicted model, not a curated record.